AUGGUGUUAGUGCAUGUCGGAUACCUGGUUCUCCCUGUAUUCGGCUCAGUAAGAAACAGAGGAUCCCAUUUUACACGGCAACAGCAGCAGCAGCACAGCCAUGCUACCUCUUGCCGACACUUCCAGCUAGGCCCCCAGGCCCCGAUGCCCAUGGACUUCCCCAUGCCCCACCCGGGCCAGCCGCAGUCGGGCAUUAAUCCCCACCUGGCCCCGCCCGGCCACCAGCACGGAGCCCCGCUACACCACCCGCCCCACAACACCAUGCCCACACCCCAAUUCCAGGACAUCCCAGCCCCUCCCUUCUUACCUCAGGCAUUACACCAGCAAUACCUCCUCCAGCAGCAGAUCCUCGAGGCCCAGCACCGACACAUCCUACCACCAAACAGUAGACGCACAUCAGAGAGGGUUCCUCACCAGCCUCACAGACUGCGUCCAGGUUAUGAGUUCGCCCCGCCUCUACACGUUCCACCACAAUCUGUGGUGCAGCAACCCCGCUACCUGGCCGAGGGCACAGACUGGGAUCUAAGUGUGGACGCAGGACUCCCACCACACCAGUACCACAUCCACCCACUGCCGCAGCACUAUCAGCACUACCUGACCUCUCCCAGGAUGCACCACUUUCCCAGGAACAAUGCUUCAACACAAGUGGUCGUUCACGAGAUCCGAAACUAUCCGUACCCUCAGCUACACCUGCUGGCGCUGCAGAGUCUCAACCCCUCACGCCAUGCAUCCGCCGUCAGGGAGAGCUACGAGGAACUUUUGCAGCUGGAGGACCGACUAGGUAGCGUGAACCGUGGUGCGGUCCAGACCACCAUUGAGAGAUUCACUUUCCCCCACAAGUAUAAGAAGAGAUUCCCCCAAGACCUGAAGAUGUGUCUGGAUGAUGAGGAGCUGGAUACGGACGAGAAGUGCACCAUUUGUCUGUCCAUGCUGGAGGACGGAGAGGAUGUCAGGAGAUUACCCUGCAUGCACCUGUUCCACCAGGCGUGCGUGGACCAAUGGCUGGCGACCAGCCGAAAGUGCCCCAUCUGCAGGGUGGACAUUGAAACCCAGCUCAACCCUGACAGUUGA
Messenger RNA from Nerophis lumbriciformis (worm pipefish), 1071 nucleotides. The record is from RefSeq and is a predicted model, not a curated record. Lineage: Eukaryota; Metazoa; Chordata; Actinopteri; Syngnathiformes; Syngnathidae.